Messenger RNA from Knipowitschia caucasica, 1791 nucleotides. The record is from the annotation of a GenBank genome assembly. NCBI's taxonomy places the organism in Eukaryota, Metazoa, Chordata, Actinopteri, Gobiiformes, Gobiidae.
AUGGUUUGGAGACAGCUGUGUCCGCUGCAGAGCUGUGGGAGGAGGCUGCUCUGUGGACUCAGCCUCACUCGUUAUGGAUCACUGUGGUGGAAGACAGGAGAGGACCGGCAUGACACCAGGAGUAGGAGAGGAGAGGACCGGCACAACACCAGGAGAAAGACAGGAGAAGACCGGCACAACACCAGGAGAAAGACAGGAGAAGACCGGCACAACACCAGGAGAAAGACCGGAGAGGACCGGCACAACACCAGGAGAAAGACAGGAGAAGACCGGCACGACACCAGGAGGAAGAGAGGAGAGGACCGGCACAACACCAGGAGAAAGAGAGGAGAGGACCGGCACGACACCAGGAGGAAGAGAGGAGAGGACCGGCACGACACCAGGAGGAAGAGAGGAGAGGACCGGCACAACACCAGGAGAAAGAUAGGAGAGGACCGGCACAACACUAGGAGAAAGACAGGAGAGGACCGGAACAACACCAGGAGAAAGACAGGAGAGGACCGGCACAACACUUGGAGAAAGACAGGAGAGGACCGGCACAACACCAGGAGACUCGCUCUCACUCUUCCUCUCUCGGUGGUGUCCCGCUCUCACUCGUCCUCUCUCGGUGGUGUCCCUCUCUCACUCUUCCUCUCUCGGUGGUGUCCCAAUCUCACUCUUCCUCUCUCGGUGGUGUCCCAAUCUCACUCUUCCUCUCUCGGUGGUGUCCCAAUCUCACUCUUCCUCUCUCGGUGGUGUCCCGCUCUCACUCUUCCUCUCUCGGUGGUGUCCCAAUCUCACUCUUCCUCUCUCGGUGGUGUCCCAAUCUCACUCUUCCUCUCUCGGUGGUGUCCCGCUCUCACUCGUCCUCUCUCGGUGGUGUCCCGCUCUCACUCGUCCUCUCUCGGUGGUGUCCCGCUCUCACUCUUCCUCUCUCGGUGGUGUCCCGCUCUCACUCGUCCUCUCUCGGUGGUGUCCCGCUCUCACUCUUCCUCUCUCGGUGGUGUCCCGCUCUCACUCGUCCUCUCUCGGUGGUGUCCCGCUCUCACUCGUCCUCUCUCGGUGGUGUCCCGCUCUCACUCGUCCUCUCUCGGUGGUGUCGCGCUCUCACUCUUCCUCUCUCGGUGGUGUCCCGCUCUCACUCUUCCUCUCUCGGUGGUGUCCCGCUCUCACUCUUCCUCUCUCGGUGGUGUCCCAAUCUCACUCUUCCUCUCUCGGUGGUGUCCCGCUCUCACUCUUCCUGCCUCGGUGGUGUCCCGCUCUCACUCUUCCUGCCUCGGUGGUGUCCCGCUCUCACUCGUCCUCUCUCGGUGGUGUCCCGCUCUCACUCUUCCUGCCUCGGUGGUGUCCCGCUCUCACUCGUCCUCUCUCGGUGGUGUCGCGCUCUCACUCUUCCUGCUUCGGUGGUGUUGCGAUCAGCUUCCCGCGGUGGUACUUCUGCCCGAUGCCGUACGGGACGUGAGCGGAGAUGGUGCCCAGCUCUUUGGCGCCCUCUAUGUGGAACAUCUGGUCGUCGAAGUAGAUGUGAGGCUUGAUCUUCUGCAGCAGGGGUCCUUUGGGGGCCCCCGCCAGGAACAGGGCCUCGUCCACCUCCAGGCCCCACGAGCGCAGGGUCUUGAGGACGCGGGCCCCGGAGCUGGCCGCACUGCGGGCCGUCACCAGGAAGAUGCGGAUGGGGCACUCCAGACGCUCGUUCUUAGCGUAGAACUUUCUCUGCAGUUUCCCCAACGCCUCCAGGAAACACUUCAGAGGCCCCUGGGAGCAGAGAGGUCAGAGGUUAGAGGCCCCUGGGAGCAGAGAGGUCAGAGGUGA